AUUUACGAAACCGUCUUCCCCCUCCUCCUCCUCCGCCGGUUCCCCCUCUGCAACUUUUUUCACUCUCAUUUUCUGCUCUCCUCCGUGAAAAACAGAGAUCGGCAUUUCGCGAGCUGUCCUUCUCUGUCUCUACCAUCGACGAUUGGAAUUCAGGAGUCAAAUUUCAUGGUGUUAUGGGAAAAGUUCCUUGUGAAUCAUUUUUGAGGACAUGAGAAUGGACAUGGUGUCUUGGGAUUUGCUCAUUUUCUGUUGGAAUUUACUCAUCAAGAAUGUGGAUUGCAUGUUUUGGUAACAUAAUAUAGCUGAAGGCUAAUGGAGGAAAGCAUUGGCAAUGGACUGUCAUCCAUAAGGACAGGUAGCUUUAAGUCAAACUUGUCUGGAAGAUCAACCCCUAGGACUUCUCCUUCUCCUUCUUUUAGGAGAGUACACUCAGGCCGAACUCCACGAAGAGAAGCUAGAAGUAGUGGUGGUGGUGGUCUACAGUGGUUUCGAAGCAAUCGGUUAGUCCAUUGGUUGCUUUUGAUAACUCUGUGGACUUACCUUGGGUUUUAUGUGCAAUCAAGGUGGGCUCAUGGUGAUGAUAAUACAGAGAAGUUUUUGGGGUUUGGAGGUAAGCCAAAAAAAUGGAUUUUGGACACUGAACAGGUUAAACGACGGGAUUUGCUUACUAAUAAUAGUUUGCCAGUAGUGAAUAAUAAGACUGAUGUAAAACGGUUCACUGAUGGCAAAAAGAUAGAUGUGGUUUUGGCCAAGGUGGGUAAUGAUGUUCCAUCCAUAAAGAGAGUGCCUCCAAGAAAAAAGAGUAAAAAAGCUCGUACUAAGAAGGGUAAUAAACAGAAGGAAAAAGAGGAUGUUAAGGGAAAUGAGAGAAAGGAAUCAGAACAAGAUAUUCUUAAGAAAGAUACUACUUAUGGUUUACUUGUUGGUCCAUUUGGGUCAAUAGAGGAUAGGAUUUUAGAAUGGAGUCCUGAGAAAAGGUCAGGAACCUGUGAUAGGAAGAGUGACUUUGCACGGCUUUUUUGGUCUAGGAGGUUGGUGUUGAUAUUCCAUGAACUCUCAAUGACUGGUGCCCCAAUUUCAAUGAUGGAGUUGGCAACAGAGCUUUUAAGCUGUGGAGCCACAGUUUCUGCUGUAGUUCUCAGUAGGAAGGGUGGGCUGAUGACGGAGCUUGCACGGAGAAAGAUCAAGGUGGUUGAGGACAGAGCAGAUAUCAGCUACAAAACUGCAAUGAAGGCAGACCUUGUCAUUGCAGGAUCAGCUGUUUGUGCAUCAUGGAUUGAUCAAUAUAUUGCUCACUUUCCAGCUGGUGGAAGUCAAAUUGCUUGGUGGAUCAUGGAAAAUAGGCGAGAGUACUUUGAUCGGGCAAAGCUUGUGCUUCACCGAGUGAAAAUGCUUAUUUUCCUAUCUGAAUUGCAGACUAAACAGUGGCUUGCCUGGUGUCAGGAAGAGAAUAUUAAGUUGAGGUCUCAGCCUGCACUUGUUCCACUUUCUGUUAAUGAUGAACUGGCUUUUGUAGCUGGCAUUGCAUGUUCACUAAAUACUCCAUCUGUUAGCCCUGAGAAGAUGAUAGAGAAUAAGCAGUUGUUGCGAGAUGCAGUUAGAAAAGAGAUGGGUUUGACCAAUAAUGACAUGCUUGUGAUGUCUCUGAGUAGUAUAAAUGCUGGAAAAGGUCAGCUGUUGCUUCUUGAAUCAGCAUCCUUGCUGACUGAACCAGAACCUCUGAAAAGUGAUCUUAAAGUGAAAAAUCCAUUGGAUAUUGGUCAGGAUCAUUCUACCUUGUCUCUGAGGCAUCAUUUAAGGGGUUUGCUCCAAAAGUCAAAUGAUAUUGACACGUUCUCCCCAGAUUUGAGGUUAUCAAGUCUUGUAAACUCUGUAAAUGAGACACAUGCUGUGAGCAGUGACAGCAAUAACAUGAGGAUGUUGAAUGAUAGAAAUGCAUCCCAGGAACAGGCUCUCAAAGUUCUUAUUGGUUCUGUUGGAUCUAAGAGCAACAAGGUACUUUAUUUUGAAGGAAUUUUAAGAUUUCUAAGGCAGCAUUCAAACUUAUCAAAGUCAAUACUUUGGACUCCAGCAACUACACGCGUUGCUUCACUGUAUUCUGCAGCAGAUGCUUAUGUCAUAAACUCCCAGGGACUAGGAGAAACAUUUGGGAGGGUGACAAUUGAAGCGAUGGCAUUUGGUCUUCCGGUAUUAGGAACCGACUCUGGAGGCACAAAAGAAAUUGUCGAGCAAAACGCAACAGGGCUUCUUCACCCUCUGGGGCAUCCUGGAGCUAGAGUUCUUGCUGAAAAUCUCAGGUUUUUGUUAAGAAACCCAUCUGAAAGGAAGCGAAUGGGGAUGGAAGGAAGGAAAAGGGUUGAAAGAAUGUAUUUGAAGAAGCACAUGUACAAGAGAUUGGUAGAGGUUCUGGUCAAGUGCAUGAGAAGCAAGUAAAAUCACAACUGGACACUGUCAUUCUUUAAUUGAUUUUGAAUUUGAAUUUGUGCUUAGACAACUCAAAAUUCCAUUACUUAAGCCUAUUUGAUCCAGCUUUUUUCUUGGUAGAAAUUUUUUAUCUAGGAAUUAAAUGCCUUUGAUUGGUAAAAUUUGUUUUUAAAUGUAAGCUCGGAUGUCGGUAUACAUGUGCUGCCUAUAUCUGUAAGUAUGAUGGAUGCUAUCAUGAAUGAAAAUAAGACUACGGGACUCGAGCAAUUGCAGUGGCUAAUAGAUCCUGAUAUAUGUU
Molecule: messenger RNA, 2722 nt
Organism: Rubroshorea leprosula
Lineage: Eukaryota; Viridiplantae; Streptophyta; Magnoliopsida; Malvales; Dipterocarpaceae
Source: the annotation of a GenBank genome assembly